AUGAUUAUUCCAGUCAGAUGUUUCACAUGUGGAAAAGUUAUUGGAGAUAAAUGGGAGACAUAUUUGGGAUUCUUACAAUCAGAAUACAGUGAAGGUAAAAAUUAAAUGUUUACAUUUUUUGUAUAGUCGGUUGAUUUCAGGAGAUGCACUCGAUGCUCUUGGUCUUCGAAGAUAUUGUUGCCGUAGAAUGUUGUUGGCUCACGUUGACUUGAUCGAAAAAUUGUUGAAUUAUCAUCCAUUGGAAAAGUAA
Caenorhabditis angaria is the source of this 250-nucleotide messenger RNA. Lineage: Eukaryota; Metazoa; Nematoda; Chromadorea; Rhabditida; Rhabditidae. The record is from the annotation of a GenBank genome assembly.